Phyllostomus discolor (pale spear-nosed bat) is the source of this 1407-nucleotide messenger RNA. It is a transcript of the gene HES6, whose product is annotated as hes family bHLH transcription factor 6. NCBI's taxonomy places the organism in Eukaryota, Metazoa, Chordata, Mammalia, Chiroptera, Phyllostomidae. Gene Ontology annotation, biological process: regulation of transcription by RNA polymerase II; regulation of neurogenesis; anterior/posterior pattern specification. Gene Ontology annotation, cellular component: nucleus. Gene Ontology annotation, molecular function: protein dimerization activity; DNA-binding transcription factor activity, RNA polymerase II-specific; RNA polymerase II cis-regulatory region sequence-specific DNA binding. Bases 90 to 836 code for a protein of 248 amino acids. The record is from RefSeq and is a predicted model, not a curated record. The transcript has 4 exons.
GGAGGGGGAGGCUGCUGGCGGUGGCUGACCCUGCGCGGCGAGGGGCGCGGGCGCUGGGGGCGUUAGCUGCGCUUCGGGUGGUGCGGACCAUGGCCCCGUCCCCGGCGUCUGGCGCCGGGGGAUGGGACCGUGCGGGCCGGGAGAAUGACGGCGGUUGGGAGACACGAGUGGACCGCAAGGCCCGGAAGCCCCUGGUGGAGAAGAAGCGGCGCGCGAGGAUCAACGAGAGUCUGCAGGAACUGCGGCUACUGCUGGCCGGCACCGAGGUACAGGCCAAGCUGGAGAACGCCGAGGUGCUGGAGCUGACCGUGCGGCGCGUGCAGGGCGCGCUGCGGGGCUGGGCGCGUGGUGAGUGGCAGCAGGACAUGCGGGCUGGGACACGGGGCACGUUUGCCCACCUGCCCUUGGCAGGGCUCGAGCAGCUGCAGGCAGAAGCCAGCGAGCGCUUCGCCGCCGGCUACAUCCAGUGCAUGCAUGAGGUGCACACGUUCGUGUCCACGUGCCAGGCCAUCGACGCCACCGUGGCCGCCGAGCUCCUGAACCACCUGCUGGAGUCCAUGCCUCUGCACGAGGGCAGCAGCUUCCAGGAUCUGCUGGGGGACGCCCUGGCCGGGCCCCAGGGAGCCCCUAGGAGAAGCAGCUGGCUCACAGGAGGGGCCCCGGGGUCCCCACUACCCAGCCCCCCACCCCCUGGGGACGACCUGUGCUCUGACCUGGAGGAGGUCCCCGAGGCUGAACUGAGCCGUGCACCUGCUGAGGGGCUGGACUUGGCGCCCCCUGCCCCGGGCAGCCUUACUACUGCCCGUGUAGCUCAGAGCAUUUGGAGGCCCUGGUGACCGGUGCCAGCCAGCCAGGGUUGGGCCCAGCCUUCCCACCUCUAGACCCUCCUCCCUGGGGUCUAGAUGUGGUGGGGCAGGGUCCUGGAUGUCUGCCUUCCUAGUGGAUGGCUUGUAGGGCAGUCCUGGAUGGCCAGUUGGGCCAGGCCCCUUGCCUUGUCCUUCAGGGAAUAACUUCUGGUGCCCCACCUCUGGGAGGGUGGAGGGAGGGAGCUACAGGCAGGAGGAAGAAUGUUCUAGAGCUUCCAGGGCUCUCCAAGGUUCACCUGGGUGCAAGCCUUUCAGGCAGUGUGUGGAUGUGGGGCAGAGGUGACAGAGUGGGGCUGAGCCUCUCCUCGGUGCUGGGAACGAGCGUUGGGGCCGAGGGAGACCUCGGGCCCUGGCGGCCCUGGCCUGAGCAGAAGGUGGAGCUUGCUGCUUCAGCUGGGGCGCGGCGGAGGCGCGUGCAGAAGUGCCUGCAGCUGCCGGAGAGAAGCCGGGCUUUCUGUGCGUCCUGCAGUCAGCACACUUGAGUGUGUUCGGUUGCUACCCAGUGCUCCAAUUCUGUUAAAUAAAGGACUUCGGAGUGUUU